Messenger RNA from Drosophila suzukii, 962 nucleotides. NCBI's taxonomy places the organism in Eukaryota, Metazoa, Arthropoda, Insecta, Diptera, Drosophilidae. The record is from RefSeq and is a predicted model, not a curated record.
CGUUAGUCAGUCGAGUUUUGCAUUCAAGUGUAGCAGUUUGUAAUUUCAAAAUGCACAGGCACGCUCAAUGGAUCGUGGCGACGAUUUCGACCAUUUGUCUCAUCCUGACCAUUGCAGUAUACCUUUACGUUAAGAUGCUCAGAAACACACUCGGAAAGUGUAUUGUCAGCUGCCUGUUUAGUAUGGUGAUGGUGCAAGUCAUUUUCAUACAAAAUUCUUUAAAUUUUUUGUUUCAUCUUUUUCCAACAUAUUGCUUCAUUUACGGAAAUGUAUUUCUUUUCUCAAUCGUUUUUGAGUGGGCUCGUAACUUUUUUCAGUUUGCGUACUUCAUCUGGCUCUCUGUCAUUAGUUACCACUUGUGGCAAGUGUUCAAAUCGCCCAAGUGCGAUGCCAAUUCUAAAUCAUUUUUGGCCUAUAGUGCUUUUGUCUGGAUAACGGCUGCUAUUAUGACAGUAGUCUUCUUUUUUAUGAAUACACAAGAUGAUGAGAGUUUGAUAGUUUUUUGCAUGUUAAUGGGAUCGCUAAUCUUCAACAUCUUCAACUUAAUUAUGUUUAUCCUGACAACCAUUAAUAUUUGCAAAGUAAAAGGAGAAAUGAAAAGAUUUACUCGAAGGAAGGACAAAACAACGACCUGCUUUAAUUUUGAUACCCAGACUUAUCUGCAGUUUCUACGAAUGUCCAUUAUGAUGGGCUUGUCUUGGAUCUUUGUCAUAACUGUUUAUGUUUUAAAUAUUUUUUUUACAUCCUUUAAUGAUUUACAAUUUAUGAUCGAUUUACAUCGCGCUUUUGGUAUAUAUGUUUUUAUUCUGCUUAUCGUUAAGCGCAGCACCCUGAAACUAAUCAUGGAAAGCAUUCGCGAGAGUCAAAUUAAGCGGCGUGUUCGUGCUCAAAUGGAAAGAGACCUGCCCUAAUUUAAAAAAGUUUUGUGUAUCCUGCGGAGCUGCAAAAAUGUGGAUGAUUUC